UGUCAUAUAUGUAGAGAAUGGAUGAGAGAAGAGUGAGAAGGUGGGGUGCUUAAACGUAAAUGUGAUGUUGGGAGGGAGGCAGAUUUAGAGUAGUCUCCAACUGCACUAAAACUCCUACUUGUUUUUUGGAAGUCACAUUAAAAAGAGGAAAUUGAAAAUAUUAGGAACAAGACAUUUUGGGACUAGAUGCAGAUGAAGACGCUUGCCAGUGCCUGGAUUUGUGUUUGUUUUUCAUUUUAGAGCUUAGAAAAAGGCUGUGUUGUGUAGUCCUUUUUCAGUCUUCCAACAUGUGCGGAGAGAAGAGAUAACUUAUGGAAUAGAGCCUGAGAAAUCAUCACCAUCUGUAGUGAUAAAGCGCCAGUAGGGAAACUGUUCCCGUGAAGGAUGUUUUGCAUCACCCAUGAGAGCAAGACAUAAGAGCGCAGCUGUCAAACUGGAGAACGAGCGACAUUUUGCAUCAGCCAAAGAGAUUUGUGAUGCCUAAUGAACGACUGCCUUUCAUUGGUUCAUCUGGGAGCAAAGCAGGCAAGCCUCCCUUUAGUUCCACUACUCUUCAGUAUUCACACCUGACCAAUCGCAAAAAACUAAACCAGCAGUCCCAGACUUCUUCAUCCUCUCACCAUCACCCAGGGCCAUCUUCCAUCUUUGUCUCAGAUACCAACGUCACACCUUGGGGUGGCCUGGCUCAUCCUGAAUCCUCAUUUACCAUAAUACCCCCAGGACUUCCCCCAACAAGACACACUCCCAUACCACCAGGUCCUCCACCAACACCUAAAACUCCUCAUGAGAAGGAGGAGGAAGACGAAGAAUAUUCAUGUUCAGGUUUCAGCUCUGAAAUCCCAUCUCCAUGCCUGUUGUUCCCUCAGAACAAUGCAGGUGCAGUGAGCAGAGGACUGCGGGUAAGAAGAAGGGUAAUACCUCAACGCCGGGUUCCUCGCCCUCCACGUCUUCCACCGCUGCGUCCAAUCACCAACCUCAGCUUCUCUAGGAGCUUCACUUUCUCCUUCUUCGAGCUGCCGCUGCAUCACUCCCCUCAUUGUCGGGCUGAACGUGUCAGAAACCUCUUUCAGCUUCUGAAGCAGAUACACUACUGAGAGUUAUUUCUAUAAAGCAAGAUGUAACAUUUCUAAAUGCCUGAACUGUCAAUGGGGGUAAAGUAAUGUCUUAAGUAACCAAUGGAUACUCUGAGCCCAUAACUCUUAACUAAAGCAUGGGCACACUGUGUUUUGUUUGACAUGUUUUGCUUGGUUUUGGUGUCAAUAAAAGACCCGUAGAUGAA
This is a messenger RNA of Girardinichthys multiradiatus, 1279 nucleotides long. Its product is annotated as adenylyl cyclase-associated protein 2. The transcript is spliced from 4 exons. Lineage: Eukaryota; Metazoa; Chordata; Actinopteri; Cyprinodontiformes; Goodeidae. The record is from RefSeq and is a predicted model, not a curated record. The coding region runs from base 477 to 1094 and encodes 205 amino acids.